UUAGCUCCUAAAGUGGCUUUCUCAGCCUCUCUGUUGAGCUCUUUCGGACCACAAAGCGUUGGACCCUUUCAUAAUGGUCUACACACCCUGAUUUAUGAAUAUGUCUUCCUUAAUAUUGGAGAUGCCUAUGAUCCAAACACAGGAAUCUUUACAGCACCUGUGAGGGGAGCGUAUGCUUUCAGGGUCUUCUCCAAGGCCUUUGGUAAUCCAAAGAGAGCCGUUACUGCAGGCCUGUUUAAAAAUGACCUGCACAUCAUUUCUACACAUGGACACCAAGCAAGCGGUUUUAUCAGCUCUUCAAAUGGAGUCUCUCUGCUGCUAGAAGAAGGGGAUCAAAUGAAGGUGAAUCUCUAUCCUGGACAAUGGAUUUUCGACGAUGGAGAACAUCAUCACAGCACAUUCAGUGGACAUCUGCUUUUCCCCAUGUGAGCUUGCAGACCAUUUAUAAAA
Messenger RNA from Sinocyclocheilus grahami, 450 nucleotides. Its product is annotated as cerebellin-2-like. The annotation marks the transcript as partial. Gene Ontology annotation, molecular function: protein binding. The record is from RefSeq and is a predicted model, not a curated record. NCBI's taxonomy places the organism in Eukaryota, Metazoa, Chordata, Actinopteri, Cypriniformes, Cyprinidae. The transcript is spliced from 2 exons.